Molecule: messenger RNA, 2511 nt
Organism: Clonostachys solani
Lineage: Eukaryota; Fungi; Ascomycota; Sordariomycetes; Hypocreales; Bionectriaceae
Source: the annotation of a GenBank genome assembly
AUGUACUUCCAGACGCUUCCUCAAGAGGUGGUGGCCAAGAUCCUCGACAUCGUGCGCCUCACGGAGCCUCGCUGGACUGAAUUCCUGAAGCAGCGCCUUGUCUGUCGACGCUUUGAUGAUCAGAUCUCGCGUUUCAUUCUGAAAUAUUCCAAGCCACUGGCCUUGGACAUUGGCCGCAGACACAACUGGCGGCCAGGCAUCGAAUGGAUGCUCACCACCAAGGCCAGAGUGCAUCUCAGAGACAUCACGGGGCCCUUCGCGUUCAUCCACGAUGCCGCGGCCUAUCUGGUGGAGAAGAACUUGAUCCCCGACCUCAAGCCCGACGAUGCCGUUGUCGCUGCCUGUCGCGCCGUUGUCGCUGCUCACGAUCCCAGCUGGGUCAUCAACCACCUGGUUACCUGGGAGCCCGGCGAUUUCCUGCCAGCGAGUCUCUUGCUUCUGGGAACCUACAUUCGCAGACCACCGAAUAUGGUAGUGGGGUUCAACUGUGACGUUCUGUUCGGCACGCUCCAGCUGCUGCUCGCCCAUGGGAAUGCCUUGGCUAUCGAGCACUUCAUCAGGAGCAGUGGCCUGAGCAAGGAGGAUCUGCGGUUUGUCCACCCUGCUUUCGGGGCGGUCCUCUCUGCUGCUAUUAUAUUCGCACGAGACAUUGCAAUCUUCACGCUCCUAGAGUAUGGGACUGACACGACCGUCGUGACGGCUGAUGGCAAGAUGAAGAAUGCCCUGUUGUAUGCCUGCGAGAUGAACCGAAAAACGGCAGCCUACAUGCUCCUGGAAGUCCCGUGUGACGUGCAGGUCAACUUCCAAGAUGAGCUCGGGCACUCUGCCUUGAACUGGGCUGCUCGGAGAGGAUGGGCAGAAGUUACUGAAGCGCUUCUGGCCAGGGACGACAUCGACCUGACUCUCGCAACGAGGUGGGGAGAAACCCCGAUGGGCGCAGCAGCGAGGCGGGACCACGAGGAGAUCGCGCGGCUCAUCCUGGACAAGACAGGCGGCAAGCCUCCGAUGGCAUCAAAUUCGCGGUACUCACCCAUGUGGCUUGCUUUUGAACGUGGCUCAACCAACGUCGUGCGCCUGUUCCUGGAGAGACUUGGGACCGACUUCAAGGUCAACAAAGUCAUGCGCAAAGGAUUUACACCUCUCACCUUGGCAGCGAGCAAAGGCUAUACGUCCAUCGUUCGUAUGCUCCUCGCCCUUCCCAACGUCAACCUCGAAAAGCCGAUGGUCAAACAAACCCUCACGCCCCUUCUGCUCGCUUGUGCCAACGGCCAUGCAGUGAUCGCCCGCCUGCUGCUCGACCGUGGGGCAGAUAUCACUCGCAAGGGUUUUGGCAGACUGCCCUUCCAGAUAGCGAUGGACAACGGACACACCGACGUGUUCGAGCUCCUGAUUGACGAUACAGUUGGAUCAAACGACGAAGCCCGGACGGCUCUGCUCUGGCUUGCUGUGGAAACGCGGAAUGAGAUAGGGAUUGUGAAGAAGCUCCUUGCUUCUGCUCAAUUUCGCGCAAAUCGCCGUGAUCAAUUAGGCAGGCUCUUGGUUCACUCGGUAGUAUAUGGCAUCGUCGAGGUCGUACGGGAGUUGCUGUCUCAUGACGACGUUGAUCCCAACUUCACCAGAGGUUUUCCGUCGGACAAGACACCGUUACUCAGGGCAAUAUACUGCCCAGCCCCAACAGAAAUCAUCCCGAUUAUCCUGGCUCGAAGACAAGUGGACGUCAACAAAGUGACAAGUGGAGGAACAGCCUUGGCAUCGGCAGCUGCUCGGGAGGCAUUGUCUGCCAUUGCCGUUUUGUUGAAGCAUCCAGGCAUCGAUGUGAACUUCUGCCCGACGCAAUCAGUGGGCGCCAACAAAUACUUCCGUUUGAACCAGCCUCGCUGCUUCUCCCCUUCGAGGAAACCACCUUUCAGACUUUUCUCGAAAGACAACAUCUCCCGGAUGGAGCCGCCCCUCCUGGUUGCAGCCUCGGAGCGCAAUAUUGAAUCAGUCAGACUGCUCUGCGAGGAUCCUAGGGUUAACCUGGGCAUCAGGGACAGUUUUGGCAGAACUGCACUCUGGUGGGCGGUUCGACAUGCUAACCGUAGAAUGGUCGUUCUCAUUCUGAAAUCCCCACGGAUGACGGAGGAAGUCAUCAAUGCUCAGGAUGAACAGGGCUGGACCGCGUUGCAUGUCGCCGCGAACUUUGGCCUUCAUAAAAUUGUCUAUAAGCUGCUUGAGCGAUCGGACAUUGAUCCCAAUCUGCGUAUUUCAGACGGCUGGACAGCCUUGCAUAUGAGCGCGGGAAACUGCAACAAGAAAGUUACGCGACUGUUACUCGGCCACCCAAAGAUUGAUACAAGCAUCAAGUUGGAUGAUGAUCGGACGCCGUUUGGUCUUCAUCAGGGAUGUGAAUGUGGUCUUCAAUCGCUGGACCCAGAAGGGCUGGGGGAACAUGGUUUGGAACAAGAAUUAUCAAAUAGCGAGGGCGAAGCUGUGAGUAACAGGAGGGAUGCCAUGGACAUAUCAGAAUGA